Molecule: messenger RNA, 2487 nt
Organism: Chaetomium globosum CBS 148.51
Lineage: Eukaryota; Fungi; Ascomycota; Sordariomycetes; Sordariales; Chaetomiaceae
Exons: 7
Coding region: 1-2487 (828 amino acids)
Biological process (GO): DNA-templated transcription
Cellular component (GO): nucleus
Molecular function (GO): DNA binding; zinc ion binding
Source: RefSeq, a predicted model, not a curated record
AUGUCACCGUCCUCCCCCGAAGAUGGCCCGUCUGAACCAUCUGGUGCCCCCUCGGCCUCCACCACCACCUCCCACGAGCCGUUGGCUUGUGCGACCGCCAUAAACCAGUCUGCGCCAGCCCAGGUGGAGGGCCUGCUUCGAACCGUCGGUAGACAACGAGUUUCGCAGCCGGCUCGUUCUGAUGGCCCCUGGACAGAGGGCUCGUCACCUAUUGCGCCCGGGGGCGAACCCUCCCAACCUGAGAGACCGCCGCGAGAUAGCCCCCGUGGUAGGGAGACCUCUUGGAAGCCGUCGUCGCCAGCUGGAAACCCCUCGGACGGAGACAAUGCCUCGCCCGGCGAGUUAUUGUCACUUGGCCAGUUCGAGAGUUUGCCCCCUUUCGAGAUGAUCGAGGAACUUCAUACCAUUUUCUUUGCGACCCAGCAGCAUUUCCUGCCCAUCAUACACCCGAGCAACUACCUGCGGGCUUUUCACUCCCCGCCCCAUAUGCGCCCACCCUUGUCUCUUCAGUACGCCAUCUGGACCACGGCUUCAAACGGACACCCCAAAUAUGGGUGUUACCACGAUGCCCUCUAUCGUCGCGCUCGCCAGUACUUGGAAUCCGACGAGCUCAAGGGACACGGGGAGCACUUCAUAACCAUCGCCCAUGCUCAGGCUUGGGCGCUGGUCGCGACUGACGAAGCGCGUUGUUUGAUGUUCACCAAGGCAUCCAUGAGCUGUGCCAAAUCGGUUCGGUUGGCCGGCAUGAUGGGGCUUCACCGGCUCGACGACACCCACCCCGACGAUGUGCUUCCCAUGGCUCCCAUGAUCGCCCCGGCCCGAAACUGGGCUGAACUUGAGGAGCGCCGGCGUCUGUUUUGGGGUGGGUUUUGUAUCGACAGCUACGCAAGCAUCAGCGCAGGGUGGCCCACCCUAAUCGAUAUUACCACGCAUUUGCCCGCGUCGGAUGAUGCAUUCCACACCGGCAUCGAGGAAAAGAGCUUCACGCUCCGGGACGCAUUCCGCGGAUCGAGCUAUUCGAUAUUUGCGGGGAACGUGAUUAUCUGCCAUGUCUUCACCCGACUCUUGAAGCAUGCCCACCGACCGCUGCCCGACGAUUGCCCACAAGACCCAGAAUUCGGCCGCUUCUGGAAGCGUCACAGGGAGCUUGACAAUAUGUUGUCCGAUGGCUUCCUGUUCUUGCCCGAGCCUUUUCGCCUUCCACGGAACGUCCACAACCCCACCGCCGUGCAGGCCAACCUGAACUUGCAUGCCGCCGUCAUCUGCCUCCAUAUUGCCGCGCGCGAGAAGGCUGACCAGUUCAAGCUGGCAGGCAUACGACAGGCCAGCCGGACCAGGGCGCUCACGGCCGCACAAGAGAUCAUCGACAUCCUCAGGGCGUCCAAGGAUGUGACGAUGGGCUACAGGGGGCCUUUGAUGGCCCUCUCCCUCUACUUCGCCGCUUCCGUGUACAUCGCACAGGCAAAAGACAACCUAGAGGACUGCAACACGGCCAACCUGGAGUACAUUGUUGAGUGUAUGAACUCCACGGCACGGCACCAUGCCAUUACCCAGGCCUACCUGCGGCAACUCUUGCUCGAUAUCGAACGGAACGGCAUCCCCGUCUCGGUGGACCACAUCCGUAACAAUCAUGCCGACAGAAACUGCAAUCCAGGCGUUCCCCUCAUCGCUCAAAUGCGCCACACCCAAGUGCAGUCACCACUCCCGGGACGCCUUCCCCUAGACGCGCCGGUGGGCACCAUUUUAAAGCCCGACACCGCCUCAUUCAACCCAUGCGCCCCCCCAAAUUUCACUCAGUCGUAUUACGCAUCCGACGACCUCGAAGGCCCCGCCAGCAAGCGGAUGCGAACCUCGGCCGGGCCAGCACAGGUCUCUGCAUCAGCAUGCUCACGAUCUGGUCGGCGCAGGUGUCGACCCUCUCGUGACUCAGCACCUGACCUGUUCGAAUACACCGGCGGUGGCUGGUCGUACACCACCAAGUAUAUGACCAACCCCGCCCCAACACCACUCCCACCCCCUCAUUCCCGCACCUCUCCCCCGGAAGCCAUGGCCGCCGCCGCCACCUUCGGCUUCGACAUCGACGACACCGCCACCACCACCUCCCCCACCGCCACCACUACCACCACCACCACUGCCACCGCCAACCACUCCCAACACGACGUACCCGACCUGGGCGACCUCGGCGAUCUCAACGACCUGGGCAUCUUUGAUCUCGACCAGCCGUGGUCGGUCACCGAGUCGCUGUACGCGCUGCUGGACAUGUCGGCCGUCGGCGACGACCUCGCUGACCCCUCCGCCGCGGGCCCGUCACAGGCCGGUAGCAGCAGCAGCGGUGGCGGCGGCGGCGGCGGCGGCGGUGGUGGUAUGAACCCCUGGUUGAAUAAUGCUGGCGCUGGUGCUGGCGGGGGUAGUAGUUCUGGAGGUGGUGGUGGUGGGGCGUGGGAUACCGGCGGGGAGUGGGGGGCCGGCGGCCGGGGACUGGUUUGA